Messenger RNA from Triticum aestivum (bread wheat), 1048 nucleotides. Its product is annotated as NAD(P)H dehydrogenase (quinone) FQR1. Lineage: Eukaryota; Viridiplantae; Streptophyta; Magnoliopsida; Poales; Poaceae. Gene Ontology annotation, molecular function: NAD(P)H dehydrogenase (quinone) activity; FMN binding. The record is from RefSeq and is a predicted model, not a curated record. The coding region runs from base 183 to 797 and encodes 204 amino acids. The transcript has 4 exons. Gene Ontology annotation, cellular component: membrane.
CGCGCAGGUAGCGCGCUGGUCCUCGUCUUGGCCAUUCGCGCUCACGUGAAGAAGAGCUCUCCCUCCCAUAAACACGGCCACCGAGAGCCAGGCCGCAUCUCGCUCAUUCCUGCAAUCCUACUGCAUCUUCUUCAACUAGCUAAUCCAAGAUCUCCAAGAACUCCAAGUAUCCAAGCUGACCAAUGGCGGCCAAGAUCUACAUUGUGUACUACUCCACCUAUGGCCAUGUGGCCAAGCUAGCAGAUGAGAUUCUGAAGGGCGUGUCGUCCGUCGAAGGUGUCGAGGUCAAGCUAUGGCAGGUCCCGGAGACUCUUUCUGACGAAGCACUCGCAAAGAUGGGCGCUCCUGCGAAGAGGGAUGACGUGCCGGUCAUCUCGCCCGCAGAGCUCGCCGACGCCGACGGCCUCAUCUUCGGGUUCCCCACUAGAUUCGGCAUGAUGCCCACGCAGUUCAAGGCGUUCAUGGACGGCACCAGUGAGCUGUGGUGCCUGCAGCGGCUCGCCGGCAAGCCUGCCGCAUUGUUCUUCUCCUCCGGUUGCCAGGGCGGUGGCCAAGAAACCACCGCGUUGACGGCCAUUACUCAGCUGGUGCACCAUGGCAUGCUCUUUGUUCCGGUCGGGUACACGUUUGGCGCAGGCAUGUUUGAGAUGGGGCAGGUGAAGGGUGGCAGCCCGUAUGGGUUUGGCACCAUUGCUGGGGAUGGAUCACGAGUUCCCACUGAGCUUGAGCUGCAACAGGCCUUCCACCAAGGGAAAUACUUUGCGGGGAUCGCAAAGAAGCUCAAGGGUUCUCCAUGAUCCACGGCCACCAAGAUCGUGUCGACAUGAAUAAAGUUGAGUUUAGCUCUGAAUCUGGUAAUUUCAUCGGUUCACUGAUUGUAAAAUGCCUAGUCCUUAACUAGGUUACAAUUGUUUCUGUGGCGACCUUAGGUUAAUUGUGCGGACCAAGUACUUGAGGUUGAAUGUUACUGUUACUAUAACAUUUGCUGUCAAGUCAUGCACAUUUCUGUGAUCAGGGCAGAAAAUCGGAAAAGAGAUCCUAACGAAAA